CUGGGGAACCUUUUGCGCGGAUCCGUGUCUCUUUCUCCACAACUAAUACAAGACAAGUCGCUUCAUUGCAAGUUAACACUACGGUUUGGGUGCGAAACUAACCGUUGCUACCAAGUUUAGAUACUUUCCCUGAACAAAACCACACCUUUAUCCACAAUGAUCCCAGAGCUAUCCAAUCCCUCUGUGUGUAUGAAGGACCCUCAGCGGGUAGAGGAGAUCCUCUUGGCCAUGCAGAAAGCUGGCUCCAACACUCUGCAGGUGAUUUCAGAUUUUGACAUGACCCUUACAAGGUUUGCUUACAAUGGGAAACGCUGCCCCACCUGCCACAAUAUCCUUGACAACAGCAAGCUUAUCAGUGAAGAUUGCAAAGAAAAGCUGAAGGAGCUGCUUCACACAUACUACCCCAUCGAGAUUGACUCAACUCUGUCAGCAGAACAGAAGUUGCCCCUCAUGGUGGAAUGGUGGACCAAAGCCCAUACCCUGCUGAUAGAGCAGCGGAUAAGGAAAGACUGGCUGGCCCAAGUGGUCCAGGAGUCUGAAGCUAAGCUGAGGGAUGGCUUUCAGCUGUUCUUCGACCACCUGCAGGAGCACAGCGUCCCCCUGCUCAUCUUCUCUGCUGGGAUCGGGGACGUCCUGGAGGAGGUGAUCCGCCAGGCGGGGGUCUUCCACCCCAACGUCAAGGUCUUCUCCAACUACAUGGACUUUGAUGAGGCUGGUAUCCUGAGGGCUUUCAAAGGAGAGCUCAUCCACAUCUACAACAAGAGGGAAGGCGCUCUGCUCAACUCGGACCACUUCCAGGAGCUGAGCCACCGCCACAACAUUCUGCUUCUGGGCGACUCUCUGGGGGAUCUGAACAUGGCUGACGGCGUUCACAACACCGAGAACAUCCUCAAGAUAGGAUACCUCAACGACAAGGUGGAGGAGAGGAAGCAGUCAUACCUGAACGCUUUUGACAUCGUCCUGUUGAAGGACGAGACCCUGGAGGUGGCCAACGCCAUACUGCUUUACAUCACAGGGAAGAAGUGAACUGUGGAUUAUGUUACUGGCCAAUCAGUAAGUGGCACUAAACCGCCACAGGGAUGGGGUUGUCAUUUUAUAUAAGGUACAUACUUUUUUGUAUGUAUCUCUGGGUACAAAUACCGGAGGAUUUUCUAAAUGAUUCCUAUGCUAGUCUUGUUGAAGACCAUUUUAAUGUAACAGAAUCAUCUCAGAGUUUUACCUUCUUGUUAUACAGUUAAGGUUAGGAAAUAUCAAAGCCUCAACUGAUUGGACUAAAAGCUGGGGCUUAUUCCAGUGUCAGUAAUGCUACUAAUGGAAUGCAUGGCCUUGAACAUGCAUGUGCUGGCUUGUGUGGUAUUGGUUUGUAUUGUUUUCAGUUGUUUUUUUUCCAUGUGGGUGAAACUUGAAGGAAGUAUAACUUUGCCAUACGUGGCUCAUUAUUCGGGAUUUGUAUUCUUAAUGUGUUGCAAUGAUAAAGGGAAACAAUAUUGUUUGUGGCAUAGGAUA
Osmerus eperlanus (European smelt) is the source of this 1506-nucleotide messenger RNA. Its product is annotated as cytosolic 5'-nucleotidase 3-like. The record is from RefSeq and is a predicted model, not a curated record. Gene Ontology annotation, molecular function: 5'-nucleotidase activity; magnesium ion binding. The transcript is spliced from 9 exons. NCBI's taxonomy places the organism in Eukaryota, Metazoa, Chordata, Actinopteri, Osmeriformes, Osmeridae. Gene Ontology annotation, cellular component: cytoplasm. The coding region runs from base 157 to 1026 and encodes 289 amino acids.